Molecule: messenger RNA, 1008 nt
Organism: Trypanosoma cruzi
Lineage: Eukaryota; Euglenozoa; Kinetoplastea; Trypanosomatida; Trypanosomatidae
Exons: 1
Coding region: 1-1008 (335 amino acids)
Source: RefSeq, a predicted model, not a curated record
AUGAUUUCUAAGCCACCGCCGCAGUCGGGUAGCGCUCUCGAAGGCUCGGGAAUGGAAAAUGCCAACGAACAGAGAGAUGAUGAGUUUCUUGCGUUGGAGCGACGGGCCCGAGAAGCACUGGAGGAAUUAGCUGCCAACAGUGAGCGGGAGGAGGUUUCCACGGCGGAGUACACAACUGCGUUGCGUGAAUACCGUCAGGCGUGUCAGGUGCGUGCACGAUAUGUGGAGGCGGAUCUUGUUCAGCAGGUCCUGCGCCAUCUGCGGCUUGAUGAGGAAACAAGACAUGUGCGGGGACUGACGGAGCAGCAGAUGCAGGAGCGUCAGGCUCUAGAAGAUGCACACCGUGAGGAAUUUCAGGAGUUUCAUCGAGUUUGGAAUGCGAGGAUUGACGAAUUUGAGGAGCGGCAGAUGGAGAUGGAGACGGCGCUUCUGGAGCGCCAGAAUGCGGAAUUACAGAUCUUUUAUCAGGAAGUAAAUGCAUUAACCCCACGUACGGCGAAGUGUAGUCGGGGACUUUUGGACGCGAGGGCAGUCGAGCAAAUUCUCGCGUCACAGCGGGAAUACGCCCGCGCUCACCGUACUAAAAUGAAAGCCGAUCGGUUGGAGGCGAGGGAUGCUGAGCGAUUCAUGCAGGCGAAGAUAGAAUUGUUUGAAAGACGAGAGGAAGUACUGCGACAGAAACACCAACAGGAACGCGAUGUGUUAAAUAAAAAAAUAGAACGGCGACGAAUGGAGUUGGAGCGGUUGCGGAAAAGAGAACUGGAUGUGCUUUUCCAACGGUACAUGAAUGUUCGACGUGAACUGGAGCUUCAACAGAACAUUAUACGGAGCAAAACUGGAACCAUUCUUUUGAAGCACGCGAGCAACACAAAGAGUGACGCCAGUGGGAGUGCGGCGUUGGUGGAAAGUGCCGGGUCAGGUGCGUUUGGUCUAACGGUGAAGCGCCGUCACUUUGACGAGGCGAUGAGCCAUCGUACUUCUCCAGCGUCGCAUCAAGCCCCCGAGUAA